AUGAUCGGUCUGAAAUUUAAACACGGUGAUGAGAUAUUGAGCAUGAGCCCAUUGUUUUUCGUACUGUCGACACUUUGGGUACGUGAACAUAACCGAGUGUGCGACGAGUUGUCACGGAAGUCACCGUCGUUGAACGAUACACAAUUGUACAGAACGGCCAGGAAGAUUGUAACCGGUCAAAUGAUGACCAUCAUGAUGAACGAAAUCCUAAAUGUGGAACUCAGACCGAAACUGUACCACCAUCGAAUGGAAAACAUCAGUGGUUUCCACACACCUAUUGAACUGUUUUUGACGAUGGCUGUAUCAAGUCUGCCGGAAGAAUUGUCGUAUUGCAGACAAGUUUCGGAAGCUGGCUUAAAAAAAGCCCUGGAAUUUAUGGUGAAAUCAAAGAUGGGCAUGGUCACAGCUCACAAUGACGGUGUCUUGACGGAAUGCCUUACAAAGACACUAAUAACACUCUCGAGAUCAUAUUCUUUACAGGGAUUCAAUAACUAUAGAAGGCUGUUAGGGCUGCCUGCUUACAAUAGCUUUUUAGAUCUGACCGGAAACCAUGAAACCGCAACUAAAUUGAAAAAUCUGUACGGUACCGUGGAUAACGUGGAGUUGUUAACCGGUAUAGUGACAGAAAGAUCCAGAUCCGAAGCCCUACCCACAGCUAAAGUCCUGUCGAAUAGUUUUAUCAUUAACGCAAUCUUGACAAAUGAUCUCACCGCCAAACACUCGUGGGUACCGUACAAGUUCGGAGGUAUCGAAUUUUUUGAACUAGUUGAGCGUACCAGUUUAGAGUCAUUGGUGUAUCGAAACGUGGACGUGAAUCGUGACGAGUUACAAAUUUCUCUUUACGCGGAAUAA
This is a messenger RNA of Acyrthosiphon pisum (pea aphid), 852 nucleotides long. RefSeq names its product prostaglandin G/H synthase 2-like. Gene Ontology annotation, biological process: response to oxidative stress; cyclooxygenase pathway. NCBI's taxonomy places the organism in Eukaryota, Metazoa, Arthropoda, Insecta, Hemiptera, Aphididae. The transcript is spliced from 2 exons. The coding region runs from base 1 to 852 and encodes 283 amino acids. Gene Ontology annotation, molecular function: heme binding; prostaglandin-endoperoxide synthase activity; oxidoreductase activity, acting on single donors with incorporation of molecular oxygen, incorporation of two atoms of oxygen. The record is from RefSeq and is a predicted model, not a curated record. Gene Ontology annotation, cellular component: cytoplasm; neuron projection.